CCUAACAGAGGAGCCGCAGAGUGAAGUAGAGUGAAAACAACACCAGGCACCGAGUCCAAAAACCACCGGGCAGCCCCUCUUAAAGGACCCCAAAACCCGGCACACAGAGGAGCGCACAGCCCGGCAAGGUUCGGUUCGGCUCAGACUGUUCCAGGAUGAGUGAGUCGGUGGACACGAGCACGCUUUGUCUCUUUGACGUGGACGGCACGCUGACAGCCGCGAGACAGUGUGUGACUCCUGACAUGGCCGAGUUCCUGCAGAAGUUAAAGACUCGGGUUCGAGUGGGGGUGGUGGGGGGGUCGGACCUGGUGAAGAUAAAGGAGCAGCUGGGAAACGAUGUGAUUCAGAAAAUGGACUACGUGUUUGCUGAGAACGGCUUGGUGGCCUAUAAGAACGGAGAGCUUGUCUCUGUCCAGUCCAUCCAGGCUCACAUGGGAGAAGAGCUGCUGCAGGAUUUCAUCAACUUCUGUCUCAACUACAUGGCCAAGAUCAAGCUGCCCAAGAAGAGAGGAACCUUCAUCGAGUUUCGCAACGGGAUGCUGAACGUGUCGCCCAUCGGCCGCAGCUGCACGCAGGAGGAGAGGAAUGAGUUCUACCAGCUGGACCAGAAGGAGAAGAUCCGUGAAAAAUUUGUGUCGGUGUUGAAGGAAGAAUUCAAAGGAAGAGGAUUGACUUUCUCCAUUGGAGGACAGAUCAGCUUCGACGUGUUUCCUGACGGCUGGGAUAAAAGAUACUGUCUGAGCAUCGUGGAGAACGACAAAUACUCCACCAUCCACUUCUUUGGAGACAAAACCAAACCUGGAGGAAACGACUACGAGAUCUACAGUGACCCCCGGACCGUCGGACACGAGGUCACGUCUCCCCAGGACACCCGCCGCAUCUGUGAGGAGCUUUUCUUCUCCUGAGCGACGAAGAGGAGGAGGAGGAACCGUCCGUCCUGCAAAACCUGGAAAUGUGUUGACGAUUGCGGUGUUGAAUAAACACCUUUGGUUGGACUUGAACCAGAUAAAGAGGAGGAGUUUCUUGCACUAAUGUGGCUUUUUUCAUUCAUCAAGUGUUUCUCUGGUUUUCUCUGCAGAAACCUGAGAGUUCAGAACUCUCGCUUAAGUUUCUGUUCAAUAAAGUCACACAAGUGAAGCUCGACUCAGAGUUUAGUGGCAGUUAAACUGAAGUUUACCACCUGAAAUACAAGAUUUGAAUGUAUAUGGGAAAAAAUCCAGUAAAAAAACGGUGCAAAGUUUGAAUUUUAUGAAUUUGGUCGUCUGUGGUUGUAAAUAAACAGGAAGAAGG
Messenger RNA from Salarias fasciatus (jewelled blenny), 1290 nucleotides. RefSeq names its product phosphomannomutase 2-like. Gene Ontology annotation, cellular component: cytosol. Gene Ontology annotation, molecular function: phosphomannomutase activity. The transcript has 8 exons. Gene Ontology annotation, biological process: protein N-linked glycosylation; mannose metabolic process; GDP-mannose biosynthetic process. Bases 156 to 905 code for a protein of 249 amino acids. The record is from RefSeq and is a predicted model, not a curated record. NCBI's taxonomy places the organism in Eukaryota, Metazoa, Chordata, Actinopteri, Blenniiformes, Blenniidae.